Messenger RNA from Penicillium expansum, 837 nucleotides. Its product is annotated as SDR family oxidoreductase. Lineage: Eukaryota; Fungi; Ascomycota; Eurotiomycetes; Eurotiales; Aspergillaceae. The coding region runs from base 1 to 837 and encodes 278 amino acids. The record is from RefSeq and is a predicted model, not a curated record. The transcript has 3 exons. Gene Ontology annotation, cellular component: cytoplasm. Gene Ontology annotation, molecular function: oxidoreductase activity, acting on the CH-OH group of donors, NAD or NADP as acceptor.
AUGGCCAAGGUCGCUCUCAUCACCGGUGGCACCAGUGGAAUCGGGCUUGCAGUUGCCAAGGACCUGAUCCAGACCGGCAGCUGGCAGGUCAACAUUAUCGGCAGCAACGAUGAGCGAGGCCAAGAAGCAGCAGCUUCCCUCCCCGAUGUCACAUUCUACCAAGCCGACGUGCGAGAUUACCAACAACUAGCAACUGUAUUUGACCAGAUCUUCAAUGCGACUGGCCGAUUGGACUUUGUUUUCGCGAACGCCGGAAAAGCAGACUACACCGAUUUCUUCGCUGAAUCCGAGACCGGCAUCCCGCCCGAACCAAGUUCCGAAGUUGUCGAUAUCAAUUUGAAUGGCGUUCUAUAUACCAGUUACCUUGCGAUGCACUAUUUCCGUCGCUCGCCGGAGUCAACGAAAGGGCAUAGAAAUUUGAUACUCACGUCGAGUAUCGGGGGGCUAUAUCCCUGCAUGUUAACCCCGGUAUACUCCGGUACUAAACAUGCGCUUAUUGGCUUCACUCGUUCUGUCGGAGAGCGACUUUGGGAAGAGGGAGUCCGGGUUAACGCUUUGUGCCCUGGGGUAGUGGAAACGCCCCUCUUAGCCGCUGAGAAGUUUUACACGAUCUUCCCGCGCGAAAUAUUUAUCCCUAUGGACGUCGUAAGUGGUGUAGUAUCACAACUACUGUCUGGGGAGGAUAUGGUAGACGCCAAAGGGAUGCGCGUCGCUGGUGAUGAGAUGCAUUCCCGGGCUGUUCACGUUUCAGGAAAGAGCUUCCUUUUUAUUGAAAAGCCCGACAUUUAUGAUGAGCAGACUCGGAUAACUUGGGCUGCAAUGAUGGGGCAUAAAUAA